CAUUGACGGACAAUUUUAUCAUCAACAGACACAGCAGCUAACAUCCAAGCCAUUUCCUGUUUUAACAUUGAUAAUAAUUAUAAUAGUUUAAUGUCGAUGUCGGUAGAAAAACAACAAUCAUCAUCAUCAUUAUUAUCAUCACCAAAACCACCAUCAUUAUUGAAUAAAAUUGAAACUAAUAUCAAUCAUAAAUUGCAACAACCAUCGUCUGUUUCACCAUCAUCAUCAUCAUCAUCAACCAAAGUUUCAUUACAAUAUUUACAGCAACAACAACAACAACAUAGAUAUCAUUGUCGAUGUAAUGUUUGUUUAUCAUCAUCAUCAUCAUCCCAUUCUACCAGUAAUAUUGUUGACGGUGGUGAUUGUGGUUUAAAUAAUCUUUUAUCACCAUCAACAACAAAAACAUCGAAAAAUCCAAUCGAUAUCAUACGUGAAGAAGACGAAAACGAAAACGAAGAAUCAUUUGAGCACCAUCAACAAGAAGAAGUCGGCGAAGAUUCAAAUGACAAAAUGUUUCUGUCACAAAAAGAACCAAUACGACCGUUAAGAUUUCGACAGAAUCUAAAUAACAAUAAUAAUCAGAAUAAUAAACAAACGGAUCGUAUUGAACCAUUUCAAAAACCAGAUGAUUUAAAAUCAUUUUGGAAAGAACCAACAACAAAACAAACAUCUAAAUCGAUUAACAAUGAAAAAGAAAUCAAUGGCAAUGAUGAUAAUGGUGAUAACGGUGAUGAUGAUGAUGCUAUGACAAAAGUUUUAUUACGACGUGAUAGUCAACAACAACAUGUGUCACAAUCAUCAUCAACAAAUUUCAUUCGAUCAAAUAAUUUACGUAGUUCAUGUCCACCAACAUCCAAUCGUCGUUAUCGUCAUAAAUCAGUGACCAUUGAUGAUAAUAAAAUGAUGAAAAUGUCUAGUCGUUCGAAUCAAAUAUCAUCAUCAUUCGAAUUGAAUGAUUCGAAUGAUCGAAAUAGUUUUGUCGAUACAAUUCAACAUAAAUUCAAUAAUGUUGUACGAAAAAGUUGGCUAUCAUCAUUUUUUCAUUCAUUCAAUUCCAAGGAAAAACAAUCAAAAUGGAAAAAAUCAAAUGAUUUUCAAGCCGAAUUUUUUGAUCGUCAAAAUGAUUUAAUGACUGAAUCAUUAUUAAAUCGUCGUUCACCAUUAGAUUUAAAUCAACGUAAUAAUGAACGAAAAAAUCAACAGAUGUCGCCAAUUUUAACAUCAACAAAAACAAAUAAAACAACUGUUGAGUCAAAGCAACAAUUUUCGAAUCCAAAUUCGAAUUCGAAUCUAAAUAGUGAUAAUUGUAAAAAUCAUCAAAAUAAUUCAAAUUGGAUUGAAAAUUCAAUUCAUGAACCUAAACAACAACAACAACAACCACCAUCAUUAUCAUUUAUACGUCCAAAUCAUUCAUCCGGUUUGAUACGGAAAAAACCACGACCACGUUCAGCAUGUUUAGAUAAUACUUAUAUGCUUAGAAUGCGAAAUGGCAACUUUAUCGAAUAUAAUCUGGAUUCGGAAAGUAAAGAUGAAUCAUGUUCAAUAAUAUCAUCACAUCAACAUUUAGCUACAAGUGGUACUUAUUUAUCAGCUAAUGGUACAGAUUAUUUAUCAUCCUCAUCUCGACUUACAAACAAUGAUAAUGAUAAUGACAAUGUUUUUGAUAAUAAACAUUUAACGAAUGCAGCUAAUAUAAAUGAUAAUCAUAGCCAUAAAAUUGAUUAUAUUAAUAUCCGUUAUUCGGAAAAUUUAUCAUUAUCACCAAAAUCAUCGUCCAAUCAACGCAAUUUUAAUAGUAAUGCUCAACAAAUAACAAUAUUUGAUUCAAAAAAUUAUAAACAACAAUCAAGUCCAAUAUCAAGUCUAAAUACUGAUUCCAUUAAAUCAAAUUCAAUGAUAUCAUCAACGGCAUCAUCAUCAUCACCGUUUCUAACGAAACCAUUAUUUAUGACAACAACGGUUACCCCAACAACAAAUACUACUACAACUUCCUCUUCUUUAUCAUCAUCAAGUGUUUUAAUGAGUUUUAAGCAACAGCAGCAACCACAUCAUCAUCAUCAUCAACAUCAACAACAUUCUUUUUCUACAAAAACAUCAUAUUCAUCAUCAAAUGAUCCUAAUCAAUUAAUUAUGGAAUGUCCGGUUUAUGUAAAAAUUUAUUGGCCAGUUAAAAAUUGUACUGAAAUCGAAAUCUAUCCCGAACAUACUGCAUUCGAUGUGAUCAACUGUAUAUUGACUAGUCAAAUCUAUUCGUCAACGAAUCUUAACUUAUCUACGACGACGACGACUGCACAAUCUUUAGCUAGCCAAUGGUCAUUUGCUCUUCGAUUAAUAUGUCGUAAUCUUAAUCCGAAUGAUCAAAUAUGGAUACAUCCAAGCAAAAAUAUGCUAGAAUUUUUAGAUCAAAAUCAAAUGCAAUUUGAAAAAGGCUAUAAACUAGAACUGCGUAUGCGAUAUAUACCAUCAAAUCUGGAAGAAUUUUAUCGUAACGAUUUUUUAAGUUUUAAAUUUCUUUAUAAUCAAGUAUUGGAAGAAUUUCUUGAAUUAGAAUUAUCCACAACAAAACUACUCACCAAUCAAGAUCUUAUUUUAGAAUUGGGUUGUUAUGAAAUUAUUCGAUCACAUCCGUAUUUAACGCCACAAGCAUUGGAAAAAAAUUCAAAUUGGGAUGUUUUGGAAAAUGAUUUUCAUCGCAUUUUUCCCAUAUCAUUCACAAAUUCCAUCAAGCCAAAACAAUUAAGAAAAUUGGUCAAGUCGAAAUAUAAAAAAAUCUAUCAAUUAAAUCAAGAACAAAUUGCAUUCAAUUUUAUGAGCCAAGUAAUACAUUUAAUUGAUUUUAAUCGUGAAGUUUUUCAUUGUUCACUUGGUGAAUCAAUUUGGUGUGUACCGGUUGAUCUUAUGAUUGGACCUAAUAUUGGCAUUGCAUACUUUACUAGUAAUUCUUCUCCACCGACCUUCAUUGUAAAAUCAUUUGAUUUUGUUGAACAAAUUAACAUCAAAAGUUAUUCAACAAUGAAUAAAAUGACUGAACAUUCAAAUGGUGAUGAUUCUAUCGGUACUGGUUCGAAAAAAAUUCUCCUCAAUUUACGAAUAAAAAAUGAAGAUGAUGUUCUGGUAUUAACAUGUCCAUCAUUUUCGAUUGCUCAAAGUAUUGCCGAUCUGAUCGAUGGUUAUCAUCGAUUAGCAACAAAUAAUCGGGAAUCGAUUUGGCUAAAUAUUCUUUCCGAAACCACAAACAGAAAAUUUCAACAUGUAUAUAGUGAUGAACAAAAUUUCGAAAAAAAUUCACUUCGAUCCAAUUCAUCAGCAAUAAUUGAGCCGAAAAAAGCUCAGUUUGAUCUGAUUAGUCCUUAUCCACAUGAUACUUUCGAAUCUAGAUGUAUUAAAGAUGAAAAAGAUGCACAUGAAUACGAUGAUUAUUCAAAUCCAAUUGAAGCCGGACUUGAAAUCCAACGGGAACAUUUACAAAUCGACGAAUUAUUGGGCAAUGGACAUUUUGGUAAUGUUCAUAAAGGUAUCUACAAAAAACUUGAUGGAAAAAGUGGUGAUGAAAAAAAUAUUGCCGUAGCAAUUAAAAUUUCUCGUGUUCAAAAUAAUGAUAAUUCAGCAUUAUCAAAAAAUGAUAUUCAAAUGAUUGAUCAAAAACUUUUAUGUGAAGCCGAACGAAUGCAUAAACUAGAUCAUCGUAAUAUUAUCAAAUUGAUUGGUGUAUGUUCUACCUCACCUGUUUAUGUUGUUAUGGAAUUGGCUGAAUAUGGAGAAUUGAGAAAUUUUUUACUAAAAAAUGGUUCACAAUUAGAACAUCGACGAUUAUUAGAAUACUCGUAUCAAAUCUCCAGUGCUAUGACAUUUUUAGAAUCGAAACAAUUUGUGCAUCGCGAUAUUGCAGCAAGAAAUGUUCUUGUAUUUUCUUUUGAUUGUGUUAAAUUAGCUGAUUUUGGUCUUUCUCGUUAUAUUGAAGAUGCUUCUUAUUAUAUGGCUACAAAUAGCAAAUUACCGAUUAAAUGGAUGGCUCCUGAAUCGAUUAACUUUAGACGUUUUACAACAGCUUCUGAUGUUUGGAUGUUUGGUGUUUGUGUUUGGGAAAUAUUUAUGUUGGGUAAAAAACCAUUUCCAGGUGUCAGAAAUCCUGAUGUGAUUGGUUUAAUUGAAUGUGGUGAUCGAUUAUCAAAACCAUCUCGUUGUCCAGAACAAUUAUAUGAAUUAUUAUUAAAAUGUUGGCGUUAUGAGCCUGAUCGACGUCCAUCAUUUAGACUGAUCAAAAGAAAAAUAUAUGAUAUCUAUCAAAAUGAACUUGGUCUAAUUGGUGCUAUUGCUCGUGCCGAUAUUGUUAAUGAUUUAUCCGAUUCAAAAACAAGUCUUUCUUCCGCAUCCUCAGGUAAAGAACAUUCGUCGUCAUCGUCAUCUUCAUUCUCAAGAAUGCAUUUAUCCAACACUAAAAUCGUAAACAAUAAAGAAACCAAUUUGUCCUCAAGCGCUAGUCAAAGUUCUGUUCUUCAUCCGAACAAAAUAAAAGAAAUUCUAGAUGAACAACGAAAACAAAUGCAAGAAGACCAAAAAUGGUUACAACAACAUGAAUUCAAAUGGCAAUUGAAUCAAACUGAUGAUGUAUUUCCUCGAAGUCAUUUCGACAAAGAUGGUGGAUCUUCGUUGUCAACAUCGGAACAUAAUUCAACAACACCCAGCAUUUAUGAAGAUGCUCAUUCUGAUAAAACUGCUGAUCAAAUUCAGUCUCCACUCAUGCAGCGUUUGUCUGUUCAACAAGUAUACAGCGUACCAAAUCUUCAAUUGAAAACUCGUUUCGGUGAUGAAUCAUAUAAUUCAUAUAAAUCAACGAAAUCUUCUCUUGAACAUGAUGAUCAAUCAGAUGAUCCAUCCACCUCUUCCCUUGAUUCAUCGACUAACAACACUAUAGAAGAUUGUGGACUUUCAGUUUCUUUAAAAAAAUUCUUCAAACAUAACCAACUAACUAAUGCAAAAGUUAGAAACGAAAUGAUGAAAAAAGUUAAUUGCUUUAGUGCAGAUGUUGAUCGUAAAGAAGAUCCUGUUUAUUGGGGUACAAUAAACGUUGUCAAUUCUGUUCGAUAUUUACUAAAAGGUGUUCAAGAAUUGAAUACCACCGAAUACAUUGAUCUAGUCAAAAAUGUUGGACAAGAGCUUCGUAAUUUAUUGGCAAAUGUUGAUAUAUUUUUAGAAGCAAUUCCUGAUGAUGAACAUCGUCUUAUAACUUUGGCGCAAAAAAAACUCAGUACAGAUAUGAAUGAUUUAGUGGAAUCAAUGAAAAAAGCUAUUAUGUAUAGUGAAACGCCAAUGGAAGCCGCUUACAAACAAAACAUGUUGGAAGCUUCAUAUAUUCUUGUGAUUGAUUCAAAAAAUCUAAUGGAUACUGUCGAUGAAAUACGUUUGCGAAUAAAGACUGAUUGAAAAAAUAUGUGAUCUUAAUGUUGUCAUUUAAUUCGAAUAAAUGUUGUCUGGACAACGAAAAAACAAAACAUUCCCAUCUUCAGUUUGCCACAUCAUCUUUAAUCUUUCAUUACAAUUUCGUUUUUUUUUUGACAUUUCUUUAUGUAAUUGAUUUGCAAAAAAAUACAACGC
Molecule: messenger RNA, 5595 nt
Organism: Dermatophagoides pteronyssinus (European house dust mite)
Lineage: Eukaryota; Metazoa; Arthropoda; Arachnida; Sarcoptiformes; Pyroglyphidae
Gene: Fak
Product: protein tyrosine kinase 2 Fak
Biological process (GO): multicellular organism development; protein phosphorylation; signal complex assembly
Cellular component (GO): focal adhesion; cytoskeleton; signaling receptor complex
Molecular function (GO): transmembrane receptor protein tyrosine kinase activity; ATP binding
Source: RefSeq, a predicted model, not a curated record